Molecule: messenger RNA, 1677 nt
Organism: Bactrocera tryoni
Lineage: Eukaryota; Metazoa; Arthropoda; Insecta; Diptera; Tephritidae
Gene: Alg2
Product: alpha-1,3/1,6-mannosyltransferase ALG2
Exons: 2
Coding region: 124-1407 (427 amino acids)
Molecular function (GO): GDP-Man:Man(1)GlcNAc(2)-PP-Dol alpha-1,3-mannosyltransferase activity; alpha-1,3-mannosyltransferase activity
Source: RefSeq, a predicted model, not a curated record
AUCAGCUGUUUAUUGUCUGGUAAAUACACGUAAAGUGAUCAAAAUUGCAAUCAUCAAUCCAUGUCAGUGCAUCAAAUGCAAAUUUUUAGGCUAAUUGAAUGACAAAUUGUUACAACCGCUUAAAUGGUGCGUAUUCUCUUCCUUCACCCUGAUUUGGGGAUUGGCGGCGCGGAGCGACUUGUAGUGGACGCAGCGCUCGCAUUAAAAUCCCGAGGUCAUGAGGUUAGCUUCUUAACAAAUCACCAUGAUCCAACGCAUUGUUUUAAAGAAACUUCAGAUGGAACUUUGCAAGUUGAAGUCGUUGGCGACUGGUUGCCACGUAAGAUAUUUGGACGAUUCUAUGCGCUAUGUGCCUACUUUCGCAUGAUGUACGCUGCCUUGUAUGCAUCGUUUGUAAUGUCGCGACGUGAAAAUAUUGAUAUAUUCUUUUGCGAUCAAAUUUCUGUUGGUGUACCUAUAUUGAAACUAGCUAAAAGCCGGCCUAAAAUUCUUUUCUACUGUCAUUUUCCCGAUCAAUUACUAAGCGCACGGGAGGGUUAUCUUAAAAGUGUUUAUCGCGCACCUCUAAACUAUUUUGAAGAGUUAACCAUUGGUAUGGCUGAUGUAACAUUCGUAAAUUCCAAAUUUACCUUACGUGUGUUCGGUGAUACAUUUCACCGACUGAAGAUAGUGCCCGACGUUUUAUAUCCAACGUUAAAUACAGAUUAUUUUGACGCAAUGAAAAACCAGAUCUCAGCGAAACAAAGCAAUGAAUUCGGUGUAAAUGGUUGUGAAGACAUUCCACGAAAUGCAUUUGUUUUUCUGGAUAUUAAUCGAUAUGAGCGUAAGAAAAAUCACGCCUUAGCUUUACAUGCCUUCCGUUUAGUGAUCGACUCCUUACCACCUACGGAAGCGAAACGUUGCCGCUUGGUAGUAGCUGGUGGCUACGAUUCGCGUGUUUUUGAAAAUUUGGAACAUUACGAUGAGCUUCGACAGCUGGUGGAUAAACUCGGUCUGCAAGAAAGUGUAUUAUUGCUGCGCUCUCCGAAUGAUGACGAAAAAUUCAUGUUACUUUAUAAAUCAAAUUGUCUUCUUUACACACCCGAUAAUGAGCAUUUCGGAAUUGUGCCACUGGAAGGCAUGUACAUGUCGAAACCAGUGAUAGCUGUAAACAGUGGUGGACCAACAGAGACGAUUGUGCACAACUCUACGGGAUUAUUGUGUGAGAAGCAGCCACAACGAUUUGCAGAAGCAAUGUUACAAAUAUACAAAGACGACGGCCUGCGUGAGAGAAUGGGUGUAAUGGGACACAAGCGGGUACAACAAAAGUUCUCAUUUGGUGCUUUUAGCGACAAACUCAAUAAUAUUGUGGAAAGCAUUAUGAAACCAACCUGGACAAGAAGUAGUAACAUACAAAAAGAUGAAUAAAUACAAAUUGAAUAUAUUAUACUAACUAACAACAUAAUGAGAAAUGCCUGCUACAUUACAAUGAAAACGAACUUUGAAAAUUUGAUCCGAUUGAAAUUUUAUUCGUCGCGACAAACAAUUAUCAUUUAAACAGCAUAAUAAGCUUUUCUUCUUGAAGUAUUAAAGUUUUUUCAGUUCUUUGCAUUUAAUACUAAGUGUCAUACUUUUAAGAAUUCAAUAUAUAUGUAUAGUAAUAAAGGCAAGUUCAUUCGAAAUGCACAUUAAUCCAAA